AGGAGAAUAGUAGUGGGGAUCGAAAUACGGGCGAAAAAGAGGGGAAGCGAGCCGUGCGGGAUAAAUUAUGAGAUCCCUGUCAGAGAGAUCUGAUAGGACGUAUGUAGUGGACCCUAAACAGCAGGCAGUUCCCGCCUGGCGAUUCAGUGUCAAACGUGGAGCCCUGAGCUCCCUGCUUUUACACGCUUUUUCCUAUACCCUGUCCUAAAGACUACGGCACUAAAAAUUACAUCCUGCGACCUCUGGAGACCUACGUUCCCAUUGCGUUAACGAUGCCAUUGCGGUACUGUUGCGUCUGUAUAGCUAGACCUUUAUCCAGCUAGGCCCUUUUCAACAUACUUGAAAUUAAUUUCUUCGUCAUUAUAAUCGUAUAAAAUACGUUCUAAUGAAAACGUAUUUCGGAUUCAUUUCAGCAUGUGCGUGGCAUCCAAGAAUACACGGACUUUAUAGCCAUUUGGUUGUUUGAAACUGCUUUCCUUCUCUAAAAUAUCGGCGCUCAGUCUGCGGUAUAUAUAUAUAAUGGUAAAUGAUAGCGAAACGUUCUUCCACAUCAUUGGCACCGGAAGCUUGCCGGAAGGAGUUUCUGGUUUAAUAGGCAGCCUGUUCCUAGCUCAGGAAAAAGGUGAAUUAUCUUUCCACCAUAAGACGUUGACGAAACAAAGGAACUCCAUAGAUCCAAUCCGAUUCUCGAACGUGGACAAGAUCCGCAACUCAGCAAAUUCACAAGGCCUAGUUUAUACCGCUCGGAUUCCUAAUACACAUAACGAAAAUUCUUUACAUAAUGAAAUCGACUACGACGACGAGUGCAAUUUAAACGAGCACGAGGACUCGCAACUAAGCGAACUAGACAUUCCCGAAAGACCGCAUACCCCACUAACUGAAGAACAGCUGUUAGAUUUAGAAGAGGAAGACGUGUGCGACUUGGAAAUUGAAAACCGCGACCCAGAGGAAAGAUUGGAUCUUAUUAUGAAUGCUCUGAAAUUAAAGCACCUUGAUGAACCAUCGAAAGACCUAGUAAAGGAAAUCGUAGGAAUGUAUGCCGACUGUUUUUUCAUCCCCGGAGAGCCCUUAGGAAAAACCAACGCAAUCCAGCACACCAUAACCGUCACCGACAACAAUCCCGUGUUCGUGAGGCAGUACCCAUUCGUACAAUUAUCGGAUCGUGCCAAAGAAACCGGAUUCUUAAGGCAACAAACGCUGGCGAAUGGUGGUAGAUUACAGAAAAUUAAACGCAAUCACCAAGGAUGAUAAAUUUCCGAUUCCUCGUAUCUCGCAAAUUUUGGAUCGAUGAGGCGGAGCAAAAUUCUUUACAGUUUUCGAUUUGGCAAACGGCUUUCACCAAAUCCCCAUGGCGCCAGAGGAUACAGAGAAGACUGCAUUCACCACGCCUGAAGGACACUUCGAAUACACUCGAAUGCCCUUCGGACUGAAAAAUACACCUGCUACUUUUCAGAAAUUAAUGCAGAAAAUCCUAUUCAAACUAAUCGGAAAAAUUUUAUAUGUUUAUUUGGACGACGUCGUAAUUUUUGCAAACACACUGGAAGAAAUCAAAGAACGCCUGCAAACAUUCUUAGACGUAAUUAGAAAACACCGUUUGACGUUACAAACCGAUAAGGCCGAAUUUCUGAAAUCUGAAGUAACAUAUUUAGGACACAUCAUAACGGCAAAUGGAGUUAGACCGAAUCCGAAGAAGAUUAAGGUAGUCGCUGAAUUCCCAACUCCUAAAACAAAGAAAAAUAUUAAACAAUUCCUAGGACUUGUCAACUAUUAUCGGUUAUCAUGUCAAAUAUUAUCGAUUUAUCCCGGACUUGGCAAAACGGGCAAAACCUUUAACCAGUGUGACCAGUCCUAAGAAACCCUUUAUCUGGACCGAAGAGCAACAGAAGAGCUUCAAGGAACUUAGACAUGCUCUAUGCAACGAGCCCGUCUUAAGGUAUCCCGAUUUCAACGAGCCGUUCAUUAUCACGA
Messenger RNA from Ceratina calcarata, 1968 nucleotides. RefSeq lists its product as uncharacterized. The transcript has 2 exons. NCBI's taxonomy places the organism in Eukaryota, Metazoa, Arthropoda, Insecta, Hymenoptera, Apidae. Bases 520 to 1248 code for a protein of 242 amino acids. The record is from RefSeq and is a predicted model, not a curated record.